GGGGGGGCUUCAAAUUAUUUUUUAUUUUUUGCCAAUAAGUGUCUCUAUCGCUGCAUAAAAAUUGAUGUUACCCAACCAGAGAACCUGCAGGCUAGCUCCCCCCCCCCCUCCACUUUGGAAAUUGUGGCGCCGCCAAUGCAUGACACAAGGACCGACGAGAGAAAGGAACCUCCAACUAUCAAAAAAAUCAAGCUUACAACAAUGCACAUGCUGUCUAUACAUAAUAAACAAUACCUAGCAUUACAGACAGUGCCAGUCAUAUUAAAAUAGAACAUAGAAACUGAAAGUUGAUCCACUGCUAGAUGACACAAGCACUAACACAAGACUCAUAAUAAUGGCGAUUUGUAUAAAAAAAAUAAACGACGCUGCAUCGUGUUUACUUUGCAUCAGACAAAGGCUACGAUGAAGUUUAGUAGAGGGUAGAAUUGCGUAAAAUUUUCUGUGUUUGAUUUCUAUCUGCAAAAAAAUGUUCUACCGUCAAAAAAUUGGAGAACUGUCAGUCGCUUAAAUGAAAUCUCUGCGCAAUGAAACAGCAGCUGAUAAUUAGUUUUUGAAAAAAGAGGCAAAAUGUAGAUUGCUCUUAUAAUUAUUGCUCUUAUAAUAUAACUAAGUGAAUCAAGUAAAGUCCACCAGGACCUAUGUCAGAAAAAUAACAAUCAAAACAAAAAUCUUGGGAUGAGAUUAACUACAGAGGUGAUUAAAAAUUUCAAAUGUUAUUGGUCAUGUAGAAAUUACCUGAGGUACUGUUGGCAAGGUAUUGCUAAUUACAUUUCCUGUAGAGGAUAUAAUUAUCAAAGUUGGCAUAAUUUUUGUGCAGCGCCAUUCAUCUUACCCGAACCAUCCUGAAAUGUCGCCACUUUUAAAUUAUUAGGAAAAUUUCUAGUUAAAAUAAUGGACCUUUUCCCAAAUUAUUUUCUUUGAUGUGCCGCAAAGGUGAUUUUUCUUUCCUCUUCUGUAGGCUUGACGCUUGCUUAUAUUAAUCGGAAGUGCAAAUAAAAUGCAUUAGUUUUCAGUACUAUUUUUAGUUCUGCAGGAAAUGUAAACAAAAUAAUUUAAAAUAAUAAAUUAUUAGUGAAUAGUGAAUAAAUUAGUGUUGACUCCUUAUAUACAUGCGGUUGAGUGUUGCUGUUGAAUAGAAGUUAUGUGUGAAAACAAGGUGUCUUGCUACGUCACGAUAACAAAAAGAUAUCUGGAUACACAGUCUAGCGUGUUAUUCUGUUCUCAUGUUUAUAUCUAGCUGCUCAAGAGUUCCACCACCCCCUCCUCCCUUUUUGCUUACCACCCCUCCCCCACCCCCAAAUACAAGUAGUCGAAAGAAAAGAAUCAAGAACAACAUUACAUUGCAGUAGCUUUAUAUUUCUCAAGCACACCGUCAAGUGGCAACUGAGACGCUAACAAAAAAACUACUUUUGAUCGUUUUCGUUUUGAGUAGAAAGGACUGGGGCUUCCAUUGCUCAAUCUUUCCCAUAUUAAAAGAAGCCAUUAUAGGUCUGGCAUCAAGCGGUAAAAUGAAAGAUUUGCCGAUUUAUAAAAACAUAAUUCAGCGAUAAUAAACAGAGGAUAGUUUGUUUUGUUCACCUCAAACAGAGAUAAAGGUUUAGCAAAACGCCCUAAUCCCCGCCCCUCUGUUUCCAGUGAAUGAAUAAAAUGAAUGUAAUUAAUGCACGCAAAUGCAAGACAGGAAGUUGUAAAUCACACAUGUAUUUAUAAUUACUUCAAUUUAUGUUGUAUUUUGUAACAUCAAUUGACACUUUUAAUUUAAGUCUAUUGGAUAAUAUUUUAUCUCAUCAUACUGCUUCUGUAUGACACAGGUGCAGUCAGGACGAAGAGAAGAGAAUAGUAAGUAAUUUUUUAUAAAGUUAUGUAUCAUUUACAUGGCUUUUAAUUAAUUUUCCAUGACGACUGCAGUCGAAAUAUUUUACAUUAUUUUUUUACCUUCGUGCUAAUAUUCUUUUGACCCCAGUGUUCUGUUGAAGAAACGAAUCCUUCCCAACUUCGUUCCAAGGCUCUCUUUCCAAGCACACCGGUAACCUUUACCACGCCCCUAUUAAGUUUACCCUAACGGUAGAAUACCUUUGGUUGAAACUUUGCAUGAAGCAGCCACAUUAGUAAAACGAAAUAAACCAUGUUCUUUCGCUCCUAGACGGACGCAACCGUGGCGCUAGAACUAUGAGAAAGCGCAGCGCUAUUGAGAAGCAAAUAGUCGUGGGGACGAGGUUGAGAAUGAGGCAUAUUAUUGCAAUUUUUUGUAUUUAUCUAGGACCUAAAAAAAUUCAAGAAUAUCUUUUGGUUGGUAUGCCAGACACGUUUACACAUUACAAUUGAACUUCAUUAGCAAAUUUUCUUUAUAUACUUUUAACACAGGCUUUUUACACAGAGGACUGGCAACUAGUGAUCAUGUUCUCGAAAGAUGGAGGUGGUUCAAGAUGUCUGCGCAUUAUUAUCUCAUGUCUUGCACUAAUUAUUGUGGCUAUGGCUGUUGGUAUUGUAUUCUUAUAUAUGGAACUAGAUGAGGCGAAGGACAAAAAUGAGGACAACAAAUUGACCUGUACCAAAAGCGAUUUUGUUAUCAAUCCACACUUAAAUGACACAAAAGGUAUAUUCCAUGAGCUCAAUGAAGAAGAAAUAAGGCGUGUUGAAAGUUAUAUUCUGAAGCUACAUAAUAUAUCCAGUGAAACGAGAGCUCCUGACAAGUACAUUAUGUUAAUUGAUGUUUUUUAUCCUCUGAAACAAGAUGUCCUGAAUUAUCGAGACAAAAAUGAUAUUAGGCCUGUUAGAAGAGCAAAAGUGGUAAUUAUGAAUGGCCACACGCUAUCUGAUUAUGUUGUUUGGCCUGUUAAUAAUCCUAAACAUAGUGAAUUAAUCCAGUACUCUGAUCGACCUAAUCCAGUUUACAAUAACCUUGGAAGAUUUAAUUCGAAGGUGGACACUCUGGCUAUUUUCAAAAUUGUUGAAAAAGCUGUUGAAAAACUUUGGCCGCUUUAUCAAGUAACUUUUCAAGAUGUCGAAAACAUAACUGCACCUAUAUUUCUUUUCACAAAUGGUUUUCAAUCUAGAACCUUGGACACACACUCUAAGGUUGAUAAGCAAGGUGUGUACUUAGGUGUGUACAUGGCACGUAAGCUUAAAAAAGUAUCCUACUUUCAAAAAUAUACCAUGAUUUACUAUAUUGUUAAUGUGACCACGCAAAAUCCAAGCGGUUGGCACUUGUUACAGGUUAUUUUGGGAAAGAGUGGUAAUUUUAUCAAUCCUAUGAAAUUUAGGGAAGAAUUUUACAUUUGCCCAACUUGCCUUUAUUAUAUCAAGGACGAAUAUAUUUUGAUCAGAAAAAGUGUCGUAUAUAACAACCAAUCAUAUUCGAGCGUUGAUGACAUUUAUAAAGCAUUUAUGAAUAAAACACUGACCGUAGUCCACGUACCAAGCAUUCCCGAAUACGAAAACAAAGAAAGUUUGUAUCGCAGCCAUGAUGGAAAAGAAUUUUCAGGACCAAUGUUAACUGAGCAUGGUGGACAUCGAUUUUCUAUUCAAGGCAGAAUAGUUAAAUAUUUUAAAUGGCAAUUUGAGUACGGUGUUCGAGCUUUAACAGGGCCAGGAGUAUUUGACGUUCGUUUCCAAAACAGGAGAAUAGCUUACGAAGUAAGCUUACAGGAUUACGCAUCGUUUUCUUCCUCAGCAGGACCGUUUCUUUCAUCUGGACAUUUCUUUUACUCGUUGCAUGGUCUUGGGAAAACAGUAUCUUUAGUAAGAGGUGUAGAUUGUCCUGAGAAAGCAGUCUAUAUGGACAGCACGAGCUAUUUCAAAAUGGUAGCAUCAGAUAAACAAUCCGUCGUGACAAAGGAUGCGAUUUGUAUGUUCGAGAUAAAUAAUAAUUUACCGUUACGGCGUCAUAGAACGUCGUCUGAAUACGGCGCCCAUCCGGAUAAUGUAUUAGUAACACGGUUUGUUCUGGAUAUCCAACUUUUAGAAGCUGACGUCAUAUUUGACUACAUAUUUCAUCAAAAUGGCGCGCUGGAAGUCAAAGCAACUAUCACAGGAUACCCUGUUGUAAAUUAUAAAUUUGAGAAUGUUGCCAAUGGUUAUGAAAUUUAUAGUAAUCACAUAGGUAUGAUUCAUGAUAAUUUCUUGUUGUUUAAAACAGAUUUGGAUGUAGAUGGCGCAAAUAAUUCUUUUUUAACUUUAAGCACCGCUACAGGAAUGUAUAAAGAGCCUUGGGAUAGUGAACCAGUUCUUAAAAAAAAAUUGAAGAUUAAUAACAUUCGAUUUGAAAAAGAGGCAGCCAUCCCAGGUAACAGUUCUUUGAACUAUUUUAUUGUUUAUAAUAAAAAUUCGAAGAAUAAAUUCAUGCAUAACCGUGGUUAUCGCUUGCAAAUCCUUUCCCCAACACGACAAAUUUAUCCCGACGAUCACAUCGCGACAUUAAAUGCUGAAUGGACAAAAUAUAAACUUUCUGUGACAAAAUAUCAUAAAAACGAAACUUCUGGAGCGUGCUUGCUAAACAAGGUAAGACAGAAAAUACCGCCGACGUGUUCAUUUGAUCAACGAAUCAACAAUUCGGAAUAUAUAGAGAACACUGAUAUUGUUGCAUGGGUAACUAUUGGCGGCCUUCAGAUUCCAACAAGCGAAGACUUCCCAACUAUUACAUCAGUCGGUAAUCAAUAUUCAUUUUUGUUAAGACCAUUUAAUUUCAUGGAUGAAGACGCCAGCAUGACGUCAUCAGAUAGCGUGUAUUUCAGGAAGACGGACAAUUAUUCAGUAAAAAAUAUCACGAAGACAAAUGCUUGCAACGUGUAGCUAUUCUUUUUGCAUGUUUAUGGACAACAAUUUAUUGGAAACAGUGUAAGGUUUUUAUAUGAUAAUUAGUUUUGUAAUAUCUUAUUCUUUAAAAGUACCGCCCAGGGGAACAAAACAUUUUAGGGCGUUUAUUCAAAAAGUCAAGUCAAAAUAGUUUUUAUUUUAGAGUGGUCAAAGACAUGUCAUAUGUGAUACGAAAUAGUAGAAUAAGUAAAACGUAACCUCCUGAGCUAAAAGUUACUAUGUAAUUUUUUUAUUGAUGAGAGAAUUUAUUAAAUAAUUGGCCCAAGUAUUUAUUCAAAAGGGAAAAAAGUUAGCUGAAUUACAUCUUGGUUUUAUUGUUUUAGAAAAAAAUCAAGAGAUUGGGAUUGAAAUAAAUUUUUCGAUUGCUGUUCUGUAAUUUUAUUUUAGUUGAGGCUGAAAUGAGACCGUCAUCAUUCAUACACCAAUGAACAACCAUUUUUAUAAGACUGGACUAAAUUUAC
Hydractinia symbiolongicarpus is the source of this 5276-nucleotide messenger RNA. Its product is annotated as amiloride-sensitive amine oxidase [copper-containing]-like. The record is from RefSeq and is a predicted model, not a curated record. NCBI's taxonomy places the organism in Eukaryota, Metazoa, Cnidaria, Hydrozoa, Anthoathecata, Hydractiniidae. Bases 2398 to 4791 code for a protein of 797 amino acids. The transcript has 3 exons. Gene Ontology annotation, molecular function: primary methylamine oxidase activity; copper ion binding; quinone binding. Gene Ontology annotation, biological process: amine metabolic process. Gene Ontology annotation, cellular component: plasma membrane.